Molecule: messenger RNA, 1431 nt
Organism: Suhomyces tanzawaensis NRRL Y-17324
Lineage: Eukaryota; Fungi; Ascomycota; Pichiomycetes; Serinales; Debaryomycetaceae
Gene: SPT3
Product: transcriptional regulator
Exons: 1
Coding region: 392-1000 (202 amino acids)
Biological process (GO): transcription by RNA polymerase II
Cellular component (GO): SAGA complex
Molecular function (GO): protein heterodimerization activity; transcription coregulator activity
Source: RefSeq, a predicted model, not a curated record
AGUUACCACCAUGAGUGCUAGUGACAAGUACAAGUAUAGGAUCGAGAUCCAGCAGAUGAUGUUCGUACUGGGGGAGUCCAAUGACCCCCCAGUUGGCACUACAUCGAUCAUAGAGGAUAUCGUCCGAGGGCAGGUGAUUGAGAUACUUUUACAAUCCACGAAGACAGCAGCAGCAAGAGGAACCAAGUCAAUUGCGCCAGAAGAUGUCAUAUUUCUCAUACGGCACGACAAGGCCAAAGUGAACCGUUUGAGAACCUACUUGUCUUGGAAAGAUGUGCGUAAGAAUGCAAAGGAUCAAGAAAGUGGUGGUACUGAAUCAUUAAUAGAAGGUGAUGGCGCUGGGGGUGGUGGAAGCGGUGCAGCGGCCAGUCAGGCCAAUGACUCCUCAAAAAUGUUGUCAAGAUACAAAAAAUCCAAGAUCAGGUUGCCAUGGGAGUUGCAAUUUAUGUUUAGUGAACAGCAUUUAGAGACCGCAGAAGAAUCGGAACAAGUAGACGACGAGGAAAAAGCCGCCACGAUUGCAUCAUUGAAGAGGUUGAAAAUGGCUGACGACCGUACCAAAAAUAUGACUAGAGAAGAAUACGUUCAUUGGUCUGAAUGUAGACAAGCAUCCUUUACAUUUAGAAAGGCCAAAAGAUUCAGAGAAUGGGCACAAAUUACCCAGUUAUGUGACUCAAGACCAAAUGAUGAUGUUAUUGAUAUUCUCGGUUUCUUGACUUUUGAAAUUGUGUGUUCUUUAACUGAAGAAGCGAUGUUGAUCAAAAAUUCCGAGGAGAAAUUGAUCCAGAUCAAAUCGGAGAUUGAAAAGAGUGAAAACCCUGGCCAGCAAAAACAAAAAAAGAGAAAAUACCUCUUUGAUAAGCCAGAUGAAUUGGAAAAUCCAAUAAUGCCUCACCAUAUUGAAGAAGCUUGGAGAAGAUUACAGUCGAUAGACUUCAAACACAAGGCCGCUAGGUCUUUUGGUGGAGGAAGAGUCAAGAGCAGGACCAGAUUAAUCUAAGAAAUGCGAUGUUUUUACUAUUUAAAGGCUAUAUCGAGUUAAUGUAUCCAAUAGAAUGGUCGAAUCUUUCUGAAAGUCCCGAUAGUUUAAGAAUUCUUUCACGCUAGCCCCACCUGAUGCUUUGGUGGUUUGUUCAAUUUUAUCAAGUUCAAUCUGGAAACCAAUCCAGUUUCUGCAUAAAGGUAACACAUCAAGAGUAAGUGAACUCGGCAAGAUGUAAUUCAAGAACGAUGUCUCAGGUACUCCUGUUGUGUCGUAUGCCCAAUCUUGCGAUGGUGAAUCAGAUAAUUCAUCCAGCAAUUCUAUGUUUUGGGACCUAGUAGUUCUGGUAACUAUUGCCAAGUCCUGGAAAAAUUUGGGCCGUUUUUUAGACCUAGAUCCAAUAAACGAACUUACCUCUUCGCGUAUAGUAUUGAAUGAAAAUCUGGGGG